This is a messenger RNA of Meloidogyne enterolobii, 995 nucleotides long. The record is from the annotation of a GenBank genome assembly. NCBI's taxonomy places the organism in Eukaryota, Metazoa, Nematoda, Chromadorea, Rhabditida, Meloidogynidae.
UUUUUUUAUUUUCAAGUCCAACCAAUUUAUUAUUACUACCCACAACUUCACCACAACCAUCAUCAUCAUCAUUAAAAUCACUAAUAACUCCAUCAUCACUUUUACCUCCACCCCCAUUAAAUAAUCAAUCAAAAUCAUUACCUUCCUCCCUUCUACCUUCCCCUUCUUUAAACCCUUCCAUUCCUCCUCCUUUUUCAUCGUCAUUAAAUUCAGAAUCUUCCCCCUCUUCAAAUAUGGCGGCAGCUACUUUUUUAUCAAAUUGGCGUAGACAAUCAAAAACAACCAAAAAUAAUAAUAAAACAAUUAAUUGUGUUAAUGAGAAUAAUGAAAAUAAUAAUAAAAUUAAUAAUGGAUAUACCCUUAGUGAAUUAUCACACGAUGUUUUAGCGCAGAUUAUUCGUCUUUUCCCCUUCUCUUCAUCCUUAACACCAACCCCUUCCUCCUCUCCUACAUCAACAAUUAUAAACAACAAUAGUUCAUCCUCUCCUUCCCAACGUCAUAUAAUUUAUAGAGCAUUAUCCCAACCUAACCCAACAAUAAAUACAAACUUGAAAUGCUCUCCUUUAAAUGAAGAAAAAAAGAAAAAAGAAGAAAAUAAAUCCUUAAUUAAUAUAAAUAAAUUAAAUAAUAAUAAUGAUGAUGAAGAAAUAUUAAAUAAUAAUAAAAUUCCCCCAAAAAAGCAACUUUUGCGUGAUUGGCAUACUAGAGCUGGCAGUUCCUCCCUCGGCCGUAAAUUAAGGAGGGCUGCUUCUACCUUUUCUGGUAGCAAAAUGAUUGAAGGGAUUUCUUCAAAAGAACGCCCAAAAAAUUUAUCAAUAUUUGGGAAAUCGGAAAAGAAUAGAAAAAAUGGAAAAUCGCCAACAUCUUGCAAUGGGGCAUUAAGCCGUCUAUGCAAGGUUUCAGUAGACACAAUGGCAAUAACUGCACUCCCACUUGAUUGUUGGCUUAAAGAAAGGCUAAAAAAUUGGGUUCAACUAUCAGGGCAUCAAGGCUAG